GUGCAGUUUUAGUGCAGCUGUUAUCUCACGCGAACCGAUCCAAAUUUUUAUUCCGCUAUAAUCUCCGUGCUGCUGCCGGGAGCAUACUCUGCUAAAAUUUUGGGAUAACAUCUAAACAAGCUAUACAACCCUUAGCUAUAGAUAUAAACUUUUUGUGGAUAUAAAAAUUAUAAAACGGUUCAAGGAUGGCCAAAAUGGACACACAACUGGUGUGGGCCCGUGAUCCAAUCGAGGGCUACAUCCAAUGCCGAAUCGAGAGUAUUGGCACCAAGGAAUUCGAUGUUUCACCGAUAAAUACAAAAUUUCCAAAACGUGUCUGUGCAGUCGAUGAUAUAUUUUCAUCGUGUGAUGGACCACAAGAUCAUGACGAUAAUUGUGAAUUGAUGCUCCUCAAUGAGGCCACAUUCCUUGACAACUUAAAGACUAGAUAUUAUAAGGAUAAAAUCUACACAUACGUUGCCAACAUUCUUAUUGCUGUAAAUCCAUACCGGGAGUUAAAAGAUCUUUACGCAUCUUCAACCAUCAAACAGUACAAUGGCAGGUCGAUUGGAGAACUUCCGCCACAUGUGUUUGCUAUUGCCGACAAAGCAAUACGUGAUAUGCGUGUCCUCAAAGCAUCACAAUCCAUCAUCGUGUCUGGUGAGUCAGGAGCUGGUAAAACAGAAUCGACAAAAUAUUUGCUCAAAUAUCUUUGCCACUCGUUGGAUAGUGCUGGACCAAUAGAACAAAAAAUCUUGGAUGCCAAUCCUGUGUUGGAAGCAUUUGGUAAUGCAAAAACAACACGCAAUAAUAACAGUUCCCGAUUUGGUAAAUUCAUUGAAGUACAUUAUGAUUCCAAGUGUCAAGUUGUCGGAGGUUAUAUUUCUCAUUAUUUAUUGGAAAAGAGCCGAAUAUGUACUCAAAGCUCUGAAGAACGUAACUAUCAUGUGUUCUAUAUGCUCUUGGCUGGAGCUCCUCAACAACUGCGUGAUAGAUUAGGGCUUGGCAAGCCAGAUGAUUAUAGAUACCUCUCUGGUUGUACUCAAUACUUUGCUAAAGCUAAAACUGAAAAACUCAUUCCAUCAUCGCAAAAAUCUCGCGAUCACAACUCGAAAGGUCCAUUGAAAGAUCCCAUUAUUGAUGACUACGAACACUUUCAAGCAUUGGACAAUGCUCUUGGUCGUCUGGGUCUAAGCGGAGAUAGUAAAUUGGAAAUAUACUCUCUAGUAGCUGCUGUCCUUCAUUUGGGAAAUAUUGCAUUCGAAGAAAUUCCCGAUGAUGCUCGUGGCGGCUGCCAGGUUUCACAAUCAUCAGAAAAAUCAUUGACCGUUACUUCAAAAUUGCUCGGUGUUGAUCCGUUUGAGCUGCGUCAAGCUUUGGUAUCCAGAGUUAUGCAAAGCAAAGGAGGUGGUAUUAAGGGAACUGUUAUUAUGGUACCUUUGAAGAUCUACGAAGCUAGUAAUGCACGAGAUGCACUUGCUAAAGCUAUCUACAGUCGAGUCUUUGAUCGCAUUGUAUUUCUCAUCAAUCAGAGUAUUCCUUUCAAAGCUUCAAGCUAUUACAUCGGUGUACUCGAUAUUGCUGGUUUUGAGUACUUCACAGUGAAUUCAUUUGAACAAUUCUGCAUUAAUUAUUGCAAUGAAAAAUUACAAAAGUUCUUCAACGAUAACAUUCUCAAGAACGAACAAGAAUUAUAUAAACGAGAAGGUUUGAAUGUUCCUGAAAUUCAAUUUACUGAUAAUCAGGAUAUAAUUGAAUUGAUUGAGUCCAAGGCAAAUGGUAUUUACACAUUGCUGGAUGAGGAGAGUAAAUUGCCGAAACCUUCAGCUAUGCAUUUUACUGAUGAAGUUCAUAAAGCUUGGCCAGGACAUUUUCGUUUAGGAUUUCCACGCUCUUCACGGUUAAAAGCACAUAGAACUCUUCGUGAUGAGGAGGGUUUCCUGGUGAGACAUUUUGCUGGAGCUGUGUGCUAUAAAACGGAACAAUUUAUCGAGAAGAACAACGAUGCUUUGCAUGCUUCGCUCGAGGGACUCGUCCAGGAAUGUGAAAAUCCUCUGCUUAAGUCGCUUUUCCCAUCUGGUAGCAAUAUUUCCCGCGGAAAACUCAAUUUCAUAUCCGUUGGAUCCAAAUUUAAGACACAACUUGCUGAACUUAUGGAAAAGCUUGAAAAGAAUGGUACAAACUUUAUUCGUUGCAUCAAACCGAACAGCAAAAUGAUUGAUCGUGACUUCGAGGGAGGUCUCGCUUUGGGUCAACUCAAAUGUUCUGGUACAAUUUCAGUACUAGAACUUAUGGAACAUGGUUAUCCAUCACGUGUACCAUUUGCCGAUUUGUAUAACAUGUACAAAUCCUAUCUUCCUCCUGAGCUAGCCAAAUUAGCUCCCAGAACUUUUUGUGAAGCUAUGUUGCAAUCACUGAAUUUAAGUUCGAAAGACUUUAAGUUCGGUAUAACGAGAGUGUUCUUUAGACCUGGAAAGUUUAUAGAAUUUGAUCGAAUUAUGAAAUCUGAUCCAGAAAAUCUUAAAGCAAUUGUCGCAAAGGUUAAGAAAUGGUUGAUUCGUUCCAGAUGGGUAAAGUCUACUUUGGGAGCUGUUUGUGUUAUUAAAUUAAAGAAUCGUAUUAAAUAUCGUAACAAAUGUGUGCUUGUCAUACAGAAAGUUGUUCGCGGCUAUUUAGCAAGGAAACAACAUCGUCCAAGACUUCAUGGAAUUACUAAAAUCAAUAAUAUUCGUUCGAGUGCAGCAAAGACUGUUGAUAUUGCAAACCAACUUAAGGCUGGCAAAGAGGGUAUCAUAAGUGAAGUAAACUCUCUUGAAACACAAAUUGAUGAUGCAAUUAAGAAAAUUAGGGCAAAUCCGAAAAUCAAGGCGAAAGAAAUUGAUGAUCUUAUGAAUAAAAUCACUGGCAAUAUGAAUAAGCUUACAGUGGCUUUGAAUAGCAAAUUGGAGGAACAAAAGCAAGCUGAAGAGCAAGAAAGACUUAGAAAAAUUCAAGAAGCACUGGAAGCUGCACGUCGUGCAAAAGAAGAAGAAGAACGAAGAAAUCGUGAAGACGAGGAGAAUAAAAAACUUAAAACCGAAAUGGAAUCCCGUCGCAAGGCUGAAGAAAUCCAACGACUGAAACAAGAAGAAGAAGACCGUAGAGCUGCCCUUUCACUCCAAGCCCAAUUGCAAAAAGAAGCCGAAGACGAUGCCAAAUAUCGGCAACAAUUGGAACAAGAACGACGUGAUCAUGAAUUGGCUUUGCGAUUAGCUAGUGAAUCUAAUGGUCAGGUGGAUGAUAGCCCGCCCGUGAUCAGGAAUGGUCAAAGCGAAGUUUCGUCCAUGGGGCCAAACAAACUUAUCAGUUUUAGAGGAGUUACAAACUUCGUAUCGCAUUUUCAUCAAAAGUCAGAAAACGUUCGCGCUCAACAACAGCUCUUGGGCAAACAAAAAUACGAUUUGUCCAAGUGGAAGUAUUCUGAAUUGCGUGACGCCAUUAACACUUCCUGUGAUAUUGAAUUGCUUGAGGCAUGCCGACAUGAAUUCCAUCGUCGCUUGAAGGUAUAUCAUGCCUGGAAGGCAAAGAACCGCAAACGCACUACAAUGGAUGAAAAUGAACGAGCUCCAAAAAGUGUGAUGGAAGCAGCUUUUAAAACUCCGCCACUAGUACAGCCCAAGCAAGAAAUAACAACUGCCCAACAUCGGUACUUCCGCAUACCAUUUAUGCGUGCCAAUGCACCAGAAAACACGAAACGUGGUUUAUGGUAUGCUCACUUUGAUGGCCAAUGGAUUGCCCGCCAAAUGGAACUGCAUGCUGAUAAAGCUCCCAUUCUUUUAGUUGCUGGUGUUGAUGAUAUGCAAAUGUGUGAAUUAAGCUUAGAAGAGACAGGACUCACCCGAAAACGUGGUGCCGAAAUCCUUGAACAUGAAUUCAAUCGAGAAUGGGAACGUAAUGGUGGCAAACCUUAUAAAAAUCUGGGUGCUAAUAACAACCAUUAAAUAAAUAAAAAAAAAAAAAGACAACCAUUCAUUGUCACAUUCAUCAUCGCAAAGACUUUUGUUAUUAAUUUUUUGGGUUUCAAAUCGAAUUUUAAAUUUUAUACGUUUUUUCUUUCUUAAAAACAUAAAUUAAAUCGCAGCAAACAGAAAUUUUUCAGCUCUAAAAAUCCAGUUAAAGUGCCUUUAAGUUCCCACACAUUUUAUACCAGUUUUGUCCAUUUCGACCAGUUUUACAUAGUUUUCUGUUUCUGCGAAGUUUAAAAAAAAUCUAUUUCUAUAAUUUAAAAAAAAAUAUGUAAGAGUAGGUUAAAACAAUAAAAAUAAAAAAAAAAAUUAAUCACAGUAUUGAAAUUAAAACUAACUGAAUUCCAUAAAUACAUUCCUUAUGUAUUUUGCAAAAUUAUUAAUAUACCAUAAUAUACAAAAUUUAAUAAUAAAUGUUAUUUCCAACUGUUUAAAAACAUACCAAUUUAUAUGUAUGCAUUUAUAUACAGUAAA
Episyrphus balteatus (marmalade hoverfly) is the source of this 4457-nucleotide messenger RNA. It is a transcript of the gene jar, whose product is annotated as myosin heavy chain 95F. Gene Ontology annotation, biological process: actin filament organization; vesicle transport along actin filament; endocytosis. The record is from RefSeq and is a predicted model, not a curated record. Gene Ontology annotation, molecular function: ATP binding; microfilament motor activity; actin filament binding. Gene Ontology annotation, cellular component: endocytic vesicle; cytoplasm; actin cytoskeleton. Lineage: Eukaryota; Metazoa; Arthropoda; Insecta; Diptera; Syrphidae. The transcript has 21 exons. Bases 186 to 3959 code for a protein of 1257 amino acids.